This is a messenger RNA of Brachypodium distachyon (stiff brome), 1927 nucleotides long. Its product is annotated as putative F-box/FBD/LRR-repeat protein At3g49030. NCBI's taxonomy places the organism in Eukaryota, Viridiplantae, Streptophyta, Magnoliopsida, Poales, Poaceae. The record is from RefSeq and is a predicted model, not a curated record. Gene Ontology annotation, molecular function: protein binding. Bases 272 to 1378 code for a protein of 368 amino acids. The transcript has 3 exons.
AUAUCGAAUUACGCCUCCUGAGCUAUAUAUAUUUAUUUAUUUAUUUUGCCAAGAACUAUGAGCUAUAUUGAUCGAAACCCUAUAUUGGCCUAUAUCAGGGCACCACAAAUACCGACAACUAUCCGCACAAAUGAAAGAAACGCUUCAUUCAGUGGUGCGGCAAGGCUCGUGUUUCGUGUAUCCUCCAAGUGAUGUUUAAUUGUGGUGCUGUGAGGGUGAUUUGCAAAGACAGUUGCGCGUGGUGCUGUGAGGGUGAUUUGCAAAGACAUCAAUGGUGUCUUUCAGCCUCCAGGGAGCUUCGGCGGUGAAUUUGAAGACCAAGUGGAGCCGGCACGGCAACUCUGGAGCCUGGAGGUGCAGGGAGGCUAUUUAUUUGGCGCAGGAUCUCCAUCUUCAGCAGGUUCAAGUCUUGCCUUAUUACAGUCAUCAAGGUGAUCAACUUAGGGAGUGGUCCUUGCUGCAUGGUGCUUCAAAGCAUGCGUCAUACUCGGUAAAUAGAGCUCGCCGCCGCGCUUUCCCCCACCACUAUCUGCGACUCCAAACCCAUUCCUCGUCAACUCGCAAAUCCGUCUCUGCCUCCAUGGAUGACGACGGCGGCGGCGAGGACCGCCUAAGCGCGUUACCCGACGAUGUGCUCAUAGACAUCCUCGUCAAGCUCGAAGACGCCACGGCCGCCGCGCGCACAAGCGUCCUCGCGCCCCGUUGGCGCCGCCUCUGGGCCCUCCUCCCGGAGAUCAACUUCGAAGACAUCGAGCACCACCGCAUCGGCCCCGCCCUCGCCGCGCACGAGGCGCUCGACUUCCGCCGCCUCGAGGUCGCCACCGGAGACGCCUCUCCUGGAUCCGUGUCGGCCUGGCUCCACGCCGCCGCGCGCCGCCUCUCCGGCUCCCUGCUCCUCCUGGUGGUCCGGCGGGAGGAGGUCGGAGACAGAGCCGGAGCUGCCGUCGAUCUGCCCUGCUUCGAGAAAGCCACCUCGAUUGCGCUCGACCUCGGAUUCCUCGCCCUCGCCCUGCCGGCUUCCGGAGUAUUCGCCCGCCUCAAACAUCUCUAUCUGGUCGGCAUUCAGCUACAUGGCGAUGGUCUUGGUGAUGCCGUGUCCUCCCCGAGGUGCCCAUCCUUGCAGACCCCCUACGUUCGUUCUGUCCGGAGUCUGGAGGUCAACUUCGCAAUCCACUCGGAAUCUCUCGAGCAUAUAGAGCUGUGGGGUCUCCAUGACUUGCAGCAGCUCACCGUAGUGGCACCGGCACUCGAGAGAUUAAAGUGUAUAAUUGCUUCGACAAUGCUCCGAAUCCAUGUGAGCCGGUCGCAAACAUCUCGGCCCCUCGGCUCAUGUUGCUCGACUGGAUGGUUGCCUACAAUCCAAGCUCUGUUCAACUAGGCAAGUUGACACAUCUCCAUUGGCUGGGCAUUGAACUAUCUGUUCUAGAUGGAGAGGACGUAGAGGCUUCCGCAAACAAUCACCAUCUCAUGAAGCAUUUGCGGCACUUCGAGCGCAUCCUCGACUCUCUUAAUAUUGUUCUUUACUUUCCGCCGGAAAUUGGUACCAACCAAUAUUCGAUGGAAGACAUCCCCCGGCUCCCUAACUUUAUAUUCUUGGCGCUGGGUAUAACUGCAUAUGGACAUUCCUUUGCAGCAGCUCAUUUGAUGUUCUCAGGAGGUGUCCUAGAAUACAAAGGCUGGAUCUUGAUUUUCUUCCAGGGAGCCCACUAGAGGAACGAACUCCAUGCCCAUCAAGGUUUGUCAUCAUCCGCUAAACUGGAGCACCGAUGAACUUGUGCUGAAUUGCCUCGAAGAAGUGGAAAUAAUCCACGACUUCAGUGGAACUGAAUGUGUAGUUGCUCUUGUGAAAAAGUUAUUCAGUUGGGCAACAGUGCUAAAUCUGAUGACAGUAUAUUUCGCAGAAUCAAUCACUGAAAGCAAGGCCGAA